Molecule: messenger RNA, 1618 nt
Organism: Aegilops tauschii subsp. strangulata
Lineage: Eukaryota; Viridiplantae; Streptophyta; Magnoliopsida; Poales; Poaceae
Product: pto-interacting protein 1
Biological process (GO): protein phosphorylation
Molecular function (GO): protein kinase activity; ATP binding
Source: RefSeq, a predicted model, not a curated record
UGAGAGAAAGAAAACACAUGGCCGUUUCCCUACCCAACCCCACCAGACACGCGUUCUGACGAAUACGCGGAGGGGACGGAGGUACGACCGGUAGACCAGCCAGCCCGCAGCACCAGCAUAUAACCUCGCUCGCCGCCGCGGGUGGACCGGACAGCUCACAGACGCUGUUGCUACUCCCCUCCCUCUCCCUUCUUGCCUGCUUCCGCCGCUACCUGCUCCUCCUCCGCCCCUCCGCCGUCGCCGGGACACGCCCAAGCCAGGACUUGUUUUCAGAAGAAUAUGUCUUGCUUUGGAUGCUGUGGUGAUGAAGAUACUCAAAGAGCACCAGACAACAGGAAUCAAUACCCAGGAAGCCAUCCAGCAAGGAAUGAUGCAUACCGCACUGCCGAUCCAAUUCCCAAAGGUCCUCAACCUGUGAAAGUGCAACCCAUUGCAGUUCCCACCAUUCCUAUGGAUGAAAUUAGGGAGGUUACAAAGGGUUUUGGUGAUGAGGCUUUGAUUGGUGAGGGUUCCUUUGGCAGAGUAUAUUUUGGUACUCUAAGAAAUGGUAGAGGUGCAGCAAUCAAAAAGCUGGACUCCAGUAAGCAGCCAGACCAAGAAUUGCUGGCACAGGUAUCUAUGGUGUCAAGGCUUAAGCAUGAAAAUGUUGUUGAGUUGCUUGGUUACUGUCUUGAUGGGAACACCCGUGUCCUUGCUUAUGAGUUUGCCACUAUGGGCUCUCUUCAUGAUAUGCUUCAUGGAAGGAAAGGUGUUAAAGGGGCUCAGCCAGGUCCGGUCUUAUCAUGGAUACAACGGGUGAAGAUAGCUGUUGGUGCCGCGAAAGGCCUAGAGUAUCUUCAUGAGAAAGCACAGCCUCACGUCAUACACAGGGACAUCAAGUCCAGCAACGUUCUUCUCUUUGAUGAUGAUGUAGCUAAAAUAGCUGACUUCGAUUUGUCAAACCAAGCUCCUGACAUGGCAGCCCGGCUUCACUCAACUAGGGUUCUGGGAACAUUUGGAUACCAUGCACCUGAGUAUGCGAUGACUGGUCAACUUAGCUCUAAGAGCGAUGUGUACAGUUUUGGAGUUGUUCUUCUGGAGCUAUUGACUGGGAGGAAACCUGUCGACCAUACAUUACCGAGGGGGCAGCAGAGCCUUGUCACAUGGGCCACCCCAAGACUGAGUGAAGAUAAGGUUAGGCAAUGUGUUGACUCAAGACUUGGAGGGGACUAUCCUCCUAAGGCUGUUGCAAAGUUUGCAGCCGUCGCGGCAUUGUGCGUCCAAUACGAAGCCGACUUCCGGCCAAACAUGAGCAUCGUCGUCAAGGCGCUCCAGCCCCUGCUGAAUGCGCGAGCAGCCCACCCUGGGGCUGAGCAUGCCGGACGCUAAGCUCCACUCCUUGUAUGAUAUAAUAGAUAAGGAAAAAUGAGCCAUCAAUUGUUGUUCUUGCGGGGCGCGUGGCAGGCGGUUUUUGUACAUUUGUGAUUAUUCUUCCCAAGUUGUAACCCUCGAGAUUCUAGUACCAGAAAUAUUUGAUUCUUUGUAUCGGUUGCAAGGUCAGCAAGUAUCUAGUACCUAGAACACUUGUCAUCAGACAGAAAAAGGAAGAAAAUAAACACUGCUGCGUGAGCUUAUGUCA